UUUGCAGAAUAUUCUGACAUAUAUAUGGGGUGUUGUGUUUGUUUUUUUCCUGCAAUGCUUUUUUUACAUGUGCAUGAUCUUUCUUUUUGCUUUCAGGCCUUGAGUAUAAACUUACGUAAGUUCUAAAAAUGGGAAGAAUUUUUCUGGAUCAUAUUGGUGGCACUCGCCUGUUCUCCUGUGCAAACUGCGACACGAUACUGACCAAUCGUUCUGAACUCAUCUCCACUCGUUUUACAGGGGCCACGGGAAGAGCCUUUCUUUUUAACAAGGUGGUAAAUCUGCAAUACAGUGAAGUUCAGGAUCGAGUCAUGCUCACUGGGCGCCACAUGGUUCGAGACGUGAGCUGCAAGAACUGCAACAGCAAACUGGGUUGGAUCUAUGAAUUUGCCACUGAAGACAGCCAGCGCUACAAGGAAGGCCGUGUUAUCCUGGAAAGAGCAUUGGUCCGAGAGAGUGAAGGAUUUGAGGAGCAUGUUCCAUCCGACAAUUCCUGAAGAAACUUGAGUCUCUUCUCAGGUUCUCUUCAAUUGAAACUCAAAAAUAAUAAAAUCAACAAAAAAAGUCUGCUUACAUACACUGUCACCUUAGCAUCAGAGUCGGAUUCAUGGACUACAGAGUGGGAAAGCUUGUGAGAGUAUUUCAGAUGGAACCUUCCUUUCUUUAUUCCUUUUAUAUUUUACUUUCCCUCCAGCAGCUGUUUGUAGAAAGAAUGUUGUGCAGAUGCUGUAACUUUUUCUCUCUUGCAUUUACAUCUAUUUGACUUAGGAUUGUAUCUACAGAUACAAUGGGGUAAAAGGAAAAUAUUUGGGGGAUUUGUCUUUUGUUAGAGAGAAAUUCAAUGAGGUUUUUUUUAGUUUGCACAAACUGAUCUCAGCAUAAAAUUAUUUUAAAACUACAGAUGUUUUUUAAAAAGUAUAUUCCAAUUUUUGGCUUUUUAGUUAGGUUUUUUCCCCUCCCCCUGGUCUUUUCACUUGAUUUGCUAGCUAAAGUAGAGAGAUCCGAAUUUGUGCCGAGUGCUAAAGGUUCAGUGUUGGUACAGCUUGGGCUGGCCCUUGUGCCAUAUUCUUGUUGAGGUUGAUUGGUAGCACAGAGCCCAUUAUUUCUUGUCAUUCUUGACCCAAAGAUGUCACCAUUCUUGUUUAUUUGUGAAGUCCCAUUCACCAUGUAAACUGGUGUUGAUUGGAAACUAUUCUUGAAAUAGGGCAAAACUGCUUGGCUUUUUUUAACUUUAACUGAUGUAACUUAUAAGCAUAGUAAUAAUAUAAAAUAAUAGUUGUCUGUUUAGUCUUGCGUUGCUUACAAAUCAAGCUGUGUUUGUAAUGAUAGGGAUCCACUGAGAAACUACUGUUCCAGUAGUAAUUUUUUUUCAUUUCUCUACUAAUCUCAUUAAGUAGACAGGGAAUUGCAAAUCUUAAUUCUUCAAGUAGCUUUCUUUAAACCCAGAACUUUCUAUGUUAAACACAGCUGCUGUGUAAAAGGAGAAGAUUGCCAGCAUGUUUGUUCAUGCCUAGAGUUAUGCAAUCUGCAUCUCUUGAAAAUAUUAACUUAAACAGCUUGUUUUCAAAUGCUGCUUCUGGUGUUGAAACCUUUAUCUUUCAACUUUGUUGAACCUUUUCAUUGUGAUGUUACAUUUUUAUCUUUCUGGG
Messenger RNA from Phaethon lepturus (White-tailed tropicbird), 1646 nucleotides. It is a transcript of the gene YPEL5, whose product is annotated as yippee-like 5 (Drosophila). The coding region runs from base 129 to 494 and encodes 121 amino acids. The record is from RefSeq and is a predicted model, not a curated record. NCBI's taxonomy places the organism in Eukaryota, Metazoa, Chordata, Aves, Phaethontiformes, Phaethontidae. The transcript has 2 exons.